This is a messenger RNA of Tuber aestivum (summer truffle), 2071 nucleotides long. The record is from the annotation of a GenBank genome assembly. NCBI's taxonomy places the organism in Eukaryota, Fungi, Ascomycota, Pezizomycetes, Pezizales, Tuberaceae.
AUGUUGCAAUCACCGAAGAAGAAGACCCAACGGCCUCGCCGACUGACGAGUGUCACUGAGAACCCUAUUCACGAGGCCAAACAAGACAACAAGAGGCAACAACAGCAACAGCAACGUAGACAACCACAAGUGCCGGCAUCAUACCCAACACCAUCACGCCACAAAGAAGGGUAUCGAGUGCAGCAACAUCGAAGACAUUAUUCCGUUCCGGACCUCAUGAUGCUUGGGUCGGCUGGCCCUAGACUAAGCAAUGGCCACGUGUACCCGGCCAGGGACAUGGAAAAUCUUGAAAUUGGUGUGAAUUGUGGUCACGACCAACAGCACUUGACGAUGGAUAAUUUUAAUAAUUUUUGCACGCUGCAGGCCCAGAGGCCACGGACACCCCCCAGCCAGCACACCAGUGGUAAGUACCUGAACUACUCAUAAAUUAUCACUCGCUCACUGUUACUUACUAGAAUUCUAUAUAGCCACCCCACAGACUCCUUUCGAAUGCUUUCCUGCAGGAAACCAGGAUGCAGCACAAAUGAUAGACGAUCUAUUGUCUAGUAUUGGAUCACCAGUAUCUCUAACACCAAGACGGGGAUCAAUGGUCGCGUCAAGUUCUCCGCUAAGAGCUACCUUCCCCCUGGAAGAUUGUGGAGAACACAACUUGCUCCAACAAAAUGGGAUAUCUGAUUCCCUCCCAACCCCGCCCCAUACCGGACAGCUGCAGCCCGUAAGCACGUUUGAUCUUGCACCUCUGCCCCAUCCGAACUUCGUAAGCAUGGCAGCAGUCAGUAUGAGCUCUGAGAGUGAGGGGGAGUCGUACUAUUCCCCUGUGUCCUCUGCCAUGUCACCAUCAUUCUCUUCGGUUCCAUCCACCCCAGAAAUGAAGCACACCGCUCUCUAUAAAAGUUCCGGCGCCAAUGCCAUGCCAACGGUUCCCGAACAUUCGACGCCCUCAGUUAAUAGCCUCCCGGCAUUAGAUCUUCCUCAAUUGGCUCCAGCUCCCCGCCGUGUUCCCGGGACCCCUUCACCGGUGCGGGUCCGAGUACCAGCGCCCCAUCUCACCCAGCCACUCGGAGCAAAGUCUUCUGGCAUCACAAUGGAGGAGAUCUCAAGCUUCAUCUCUGGCCCUGAUCAGGAUAGCAAGUGGCUUUGUCUCUUCCCAGAAUGUAAAAAGAGGUUUGGAAGAAAAGAGAACAUCAAGUCACAUGUUCAAACCCACCUUGGAGAUAGGCAAUACAGAUGCGAGGCAUGCAGGAAGUGUUUUGUGAGACAGCACGAUUUGAAGAGACACUCCAAGAUCCACACAGGGGUCAAGCCAUACCCCUGCUUGUGUGGUAAUUCGUUCGCAAGGCACGACGCACUGACACGGCACAGACAGAGAGGGAUGUGCGUUGGCGCGUUUGAAGGCAUUGUGAAGAAGGUGGUAAAGAGAGGAAGGCCCCGCAAGAAGCCCCUCCCGGAGGAUGACCAAAAAUUGAACGCAGAGGAAACUUCUGACAGCACGGUAGCGGAUGGGUCAUCAGGAUCCUCAAACCCUCAGACACCCUACGAGCUCCCAGACUUUGGUAGUCCGCUCCCCCAGACCCCGCCGCCUCAUACCCCAAUCUCUGGCGAGGAAGAGGAGGCAACACCCCGUUGUAGAGAAAGCUCGUCGGAUUUCCUCGCCCAGCCCGCGGAAUCACCUGGGUAUUCCCCCCCAACCUCUCCAAGCGAUGAAUAUGACUUCGAGUCGUUCGUCUCCCCACCCUCACCGUCGUCAAAUAGGAAUUCUGUUGGGUCUAGUUCACUGGCCGAAAGUGACCUUGUGCCCUCGUAUGGACCCCUCGCGGCAAAUACGACAACCACAACGACAGAGCAGGUAGUAGGAGCUUCCAUGAAGAAGUUUGGCAUCGGAUCAUUCGGCUCACUAGAUGAAUACGCAUCCUCAUCUGGUGCGGAGGAGUUCGGCUUAUUUUCCCAGGAUGGCAUGGAUAUGCUCGGCCUGACGGCACUGGAGAGAGACCCGAGCAUAUUGAACUUUGACGACGACAUCUACAUUAAGCCCGAGUUUAUGACCAACGCUGAAAAUGGUAGUUUUUACUGA